AUGUCCUGGCUGAAGAACGCCGUGAGCAAAGUGGGGGAGAAAGCCGAGGCCAUCAAGCAGAGCGAACGCUUCCAGAAGCUUCAGGAGAAGACCAGUGUGGUAGUAGCUUCGGCGGCCGAAAGUGUCAAGCGCGCGCGGGAGAAGAUUGGUCGACCAGCCAAUGCCAUUGAGUUUGAAGCGCAGUUGGAGAAUCGAGCCAAAACCACUCGCACGGUGCCGGCUAUCCAGGAGAUGCACAAGACCUGGGCACAAAGCAUUGUGGCGUCCAACAACAAGGAAGGACCACGGGUCUCGGAGGGAGAUCAUGACCUCGGCUUCAAGGAGAUGUUUCUGCAAAGCCGUGCGUUGGAGAACAGCUUGGAAGUGAUCAUUUCGGAGCCUUCUCUGCGUGAGCACUACAUGAAGCUGCCCACAGCAGAUGACUCACCUGUGGCCGCCCUUCACGAGUUGUUGUCCAAGUCUCUGGCGUUUCCAGCGGCGCAGUGGCAAGGACUGAUCCAGGUUGCGAUGAGUGGCAUCUUGUCGGGUGACCAAGUGACCUGGAUUCUCUCCAUUGUCACUGCCAUGAAGAAUGAUUGGUGGAACUGGCACAUUUUCGGAGUCGCAGUGCGCAAGUCAAGCAGAGAUCAGUCACAGUUCUUGUAG
Cladocopium goreaui is the source of this 645-nucleotide messenger RNA. The record is from the annotation of a GenBank genome assembly. NCBI's taxonomy places the organism in Eukaryota, Dinophyceae, Suessiales, Symbiodiniaceae.